Spodoptera littoralis (African cotton leafworm) is the source of this 1251-nucleotide messenger RNA. The record is from the annotation of a GenBank genome assembly. NCBI's taxonomy places the organism in Eukaryota, Metazoa, Arthropoda, Insecta, Lepidoptera, Noctuidae.
AUGUGCAAAAACGUGAAGAACGUUUCAUGGGAGACGGAGACCUUGAUGGGUACUCCCCCCAAGUCCAAGUGGGGGAGCUUCGAGCCCAGAGCGGCGCUGUCCCACGUGGGCCUCUUCGUGGCUCUCAUGUUGUACACUGGCGGCGGAGGGUUGGUAUUUCGAGCUCUGGAGUAUCCAGCUGAAAUGGCCAAGCAAGAGUUUCACAGAGAGCGACUUCUUACAGAGAGAUGGAACUUAAUACGUUUUGUGUCCGAACGCAGUAAUAAUGGCACGGAUAUUGAUAGCGCUGACAAAUUACUCAGCGAGCAUUUAGCUAUAUACGAGAGGGUGCUCGAGGAAGCAUCUUCGAGUGGAUUGGCCCUGGAAGUAGAGAACAAUUUUCCUCCGGUUGAAGAAAAAUGGAGCAUACUGCAAGCUGUGUUCUUUUCUUCGACUGUGCUCACCACUAUAGGAUAUGGUAACAUAGUUCCAGAGACUUUUUGGGGGAGAUUGUUUUGUAUCGCCUAUGCCCUUAUUGGAAUACCUCUUACAUUGACUGUCAUUGCGGACUUGGGUCGUGUGUUUGCUACACUUGUUUCAAUUAUCGCUAAGCAACUGCCUGCGAUGCCAAAGUGCUGCAGUAGAGUUUCUGAAGCUAAUCCUUCUGGGCAAAGAACACUAUAUGCCCUGGGAGCUGUAGGCUUCUUAUUCUUGUAUUUAUCAGCGGGUGCAGGCCUAUUUAAAAUGUGGGAAGAUGACUGGACUUUCUAUGACGGAUUUUAUUUUUGCUUCAUUACUAUGACCACAAUUGGAUUUGGAGAUAUCGUCCCUAAAAGACCAAAGUACAUGUUGAUAUGUACGGUUUACAUUUUAAUCGGUUUGGCACUGACUUCUACGAUUAUCGAGCUGGUGAGGCGGCAGUAUGCCAGGUCUUGGCAGCAACUUCGGGCGCUUUCCGGCCCGUUGGCAGACACGCUUCGAAGGUUGGGCGACGCCGGCAGAGGGGUGGAUGUCUCUGCACUGCACAGCGAUCUUCGCAAAGUACUUACAGUGAAAAGCUAUACCGGUCCCGAUACUAUGGUAAAACCUCGGACCUCACCUCCCAAGGUGACUAUGCCACGGCUAAGCAGCGCGGGUGGGAAUGCUCUCUCUGAUAAAAGAAGACUGGAGUGGGAGGCUGCAGUGGACGCUGUCAUCAGAGACAUCACAGCCCCCAUCCCUACUCAGAAACCUCCAAUAGUUCAAAUUGUUAUUUACGAAUCGUCAGUUUAG